Nipponia nippon (crested ibis) is the source of this 1550-nucleotide messenger RNA. The record is from RefSeq and is a predicted model, not a curated record. NCBI's taxonomy places the organism in Eukaryota, Metazoa, Chordata, Aves, Pelecaniformes, Threskiornithidae.
AUGAAGAUGAGACGCCAUAAGCUCUUUCUGACUCUCUGCAUGGCUGGUCUCUGCCUCAUCUCCUUCUUGCACUUCCUCAAGGCCCUUUCCUAUGUCACCUUCCCCCGGGAGCUGGCUUCGCUUAGUCCCAACCUUGUCUCCAGCUUCUUCUGGAACAAUGCCCCUGUCACACCUCAGGUCAGCCCUGAGCCAGGGGGUGCAGAGUUCCUCCGCACACCCCUGUACUCCCACUCCCCCUUGCUCCAGCCCCUGCCUCCCAGCAGAGCCAGCGAAGAGCUGCACAAAGUCGAGUUUGUGCUGCCAGAAGACAUGACAGAAUAUUUUGUCCGUACCAAAGCUGGCGGUGUUUGCUUUAAACCAGGCACCAAGGUGUUGGAGAAGCCACCUGUGGGAGGGCGGCCGGAGGAGCGAGCAGAUGGCGCAGCCUCGGGGCGGCCGGGCCGCCUUCCCACGCCUGGCAGGGCACCGCGGCGCAAGUGGGUGGAGUGCGUGUGCUUGCCGGGUUGGCACGGCCCCAGCUGCGGGGUCCCCACUGUGGUCCAGUACUCCAACCUGCCCACCAAGGACCGCCUCGUGCCGCGGGAGACCCCCCGACGGGUCAUCAACGCUAUCAACGUCAACCAUGAGUUUGACCUGCUGGAUGUCCGCUUCCAUGAGCUGGGAGACGUGGUGGACGCCUUUGUGGUGUGUGAGUCGAACUUCACGGCCUACGGAGAGCCGCGGACUCUCAAGUUCCGUGAGAUGCUCCUCAACGGCUCCUUCGACUACAUCCGCCACAAGGUGCUCUACGUCUUCCUGGACCACUUCCCCCAAGGCGGCCGCCAGGACGGUUGGAUUGCUGACGAUUACCUGCGCACCUUUCUCACCCGGGACGGCAUCUCUCGCCUCCGCAACCUGCGCCCGGACGAUGUCUUCAUCAUCGAUGAUGCUGAUGAGAUCCCAGCCCGUGACGGCGUGCUCUUCCUCAAGCUCUAUGAUGGCUGGACAGAGCCCUUCGCCUUUCACAUGCGUAAGUCACUCUACGGCUUCUUCUGGAAGCAGCCAGGCACUUUGGAGGUGGUCUCGGGCUGCACCAUGGGGAUGCUCCAGGCUGUCUAUGCUACCGAUGGGAUCCGUCUACGGCGCCGCGAAUACUACACCAUGCCUGGCUUUCGGCAGUAUGAGAACAGCACAGGACACAUCCUGGUGCAGUGGUCGCUGGGCAGCCCCCUCCACUUUGCUGGCUGGCACUGUUCCUGGUGUUUCACCCCAGAGGGGAUCUACUUCAAACUGGUGUCAGCUCAGAAUGGGGACUUCCCCCGCUGGGGUGACUACGAGGAUAAACGAGACCUCAAUUAUAUCCGGGAGCUGAUCCGGACUGGUGGCUGGUUCGAUGGUACUACGCAGGAGUAUCCCCCUGCCGACCCCAAGGAGCAUAUGUACGCUCCCAAGUACCUGCUCAAGAACUACCAACGAUUCCGCUACUUGUUGGAGAACCCCUACCGAAAAGCGGAGGGCACUGGGUGAGGCCACCAGGGCUCACGUGGGAAAUCAGAACUUCAUGACAAAGG